AUGGCAGAAACCAUGAAAGCCUGGCAGUACUCGACCAUGAACGCCAAACUCGAGGAUUGCAUCUCACUCAAGGACAUUCCGAAACCAAUUCAGUCCUCUCUUUCCAACGGCCAAAUUCUCGUCCAAAUCAUCAGCGCCUCUCUCAAUCCAGUCGAUUAUAAGUUACCCGAGUCGGGAAUGCUCGGACGAAUGAUGAUUUCUCGCCCUGCCACCCCGGGAUUGGACUUUUGUGGACGUGUCAUCGCCAAGCACCCUUCCAGCAGCGCAUUUGAGGAAGGACAACUCGUUUUUGGUGGAUUUGCAUCUUCCAAAGGCCCGGGGACUCUCUCUCAGUACACCGUGAUCCCGGAAGCAUUUUGUGCUGCCUUGCCUGCUGGUAUUGAUCCGGACGAUGCAUCAGCUGUUGGGACUGCCGCGACGACGGCUUAUCAAUCGCUCAUGCCCGAAACCUUGAAGCCCGGUGCGAAGGUUCUGAUCAACGGCGGUAGCGGCGGAGUGGGAACAUGGGGGAUUCAGUUCGCCAAGGCCAUGGGUGUCGAGGUUGUGACCACUUGCUCGACUGAGAAUGUAGAGCUGUGCCGUCAACUCGGAGCAGAUGAGGUCCUGGACUACAAGAAAGUGGACAUCUUUUCCAGCUUAAAGGAGAAGGCUUUUGAUCUGGUUAUCGACAAUGUUGGCCGGAGUGAUGAGCUCUAUAACAACAGUCGCCGACUCUUGAAGCCUACUGGUACGUUUGUGCAAGUUGGUGUACCAGACAUCAUGACGAUGUCAAACAUCGGUUCAAUAAUGAAGAGGCAAAUGUGGCCGUCCGCAUUUGGAGGUGGAAAUUUUUAUUUUGUGAACAUGAAAAACUCCACCGAGCUUUUCAGUCAAAUCGGUCACUGGAUGAAGGAAGGUAAGGCGAAUGCUGUCAUCGACACCACGUACAAGUGGGAAGAAGUCCCUUUGGCAUUUGGCAAAUUAAGGGGAGGACAUCUUAAGGGAAAGAUUGUUAUCCACGUUGCAAAUGAUAGUUCAUAA
Ilyonectria robusta is the source of this 1020-nucleotide messenger RNA. RefSeq names its product zinc-binding oxidoreductase. The record is from RefSeq and is a predicted model, not a curated record. Gene Ontology annotation, molecular function: oxidoreductase activity. Lineage: Eukaryota; Fungi; Ascomycota; Sordariomycetes; Hypocreales; Nectriaceae. The transcript has a single exon. Bases 1 to 1020 code for a protein of 339 amino acids. Gene Ontology annotation, cellular component: mitochondrion.